AGCUCCUGUUCAUCUAUAGAAUGGUAACUCACAACCCACCCACGUAUGACGACGGCACACCAUAUCCCAUUUUUGCACAAGGGCUUGACUGGGCGUUGUUCGGUCUGGCAAUGUGUCCCGUUCCCAUCGUCUUUCUGUGGAGAUUGGUCAGGUCUUUUAUGGAUCCUUCAGUCACUAGUUUCAGGAAGGUAAGCAGUGCAAUCCAGUGGAGAAAGCAGGGUAAAAAAAAAAUAAUUAUCGUCAAGCUGGCAAAAACAAAUGUGUGACCAACAUUUAAAAUGAACUUUUUCACUGAAACUGAUUAUCACUAAGACCCUGUGAGUGAUCUAGGACUUAGUCAACUGUUAGAAAAAAAUUCCUUUUCUAAUUUGAAUAAAUAACUCUAUAUGUAACCAAUUAACAUAGUUGCAAUUUGGUAGGACAUUGUCUUACUCUUAGCCAUCUUUUAUUUUAUGUUUACCCAGCAUCUUGUUUUUAUAAAUGUUUAGCAUUUCGUCCCCUACAGCGUGACAGUAUUUGUCCUGACAGUGACCUGAGAGAUACCCAUCGCCCAAGCCCUAAGAGGGUAUCAGAAAAUGUUCAAGAUGCUAUAAUAUGCUACAUUUCGUCCUCAGAGGUUAUCCUUCAUGUUCUCGCCUACUCCAGAGUUUGGCCCCAAUGAUGGCGUGCUACGCACAGAGCCCUACCGGUACAGCAAUUCAUUGGUCUCAGGCCUCGCCUGGAAGAAACAAGAGAAGAUGGGCUAUGAACAAUCCCAGUGGUGUUACUAACCAUGCUGCUGUGAACAGUGAAGAUAGGGUACAAACAAUCCCAUUGGUGUUACUAACCUUGCUGCUGUGAACAGUGAAGACAGGGCACAAACAAUCGGUGUUACUAACCUUGCUGCUGUGAACGGUGUUACAGCUAGGAGAGAAAGAGCCACCUCAACAAUAUUGGCGUUGGCCAGUCGUGUUGGGUCAAUGAUUAAAUUUAAUUUUUUUAUAAAAAAUAAUAAUUAUUAGUUUAAACUUUUUUUCCCCCUGUGGCAUUUAUCACGGUGGCUUAGCGUAGAGUUUUCUUUUUU
Molecule: messenger RNA, 1063 nt
Organism: Lymnaea stagnalis (great pond snail)
Lineage: Eukaryota; Metazoa; Mollusca; Gastropoda; Lymnaeidae
Source: the annotation of a GenBank genome assembly